UAUACCACAUUGAGCAAAACUGCCUAGAAUAGGUUACUGGUCUCUGUACGACAAACAGAGGGGAUCUUUAUAGCAGCUACUGCACCAGGACUAUGAUCAGAUCAUGCACUCAAAGAUGUCACUGAUUUCUGUGCCUGCCUGCAAUCUAGAUGCUGUUAACAUGGUAUUGAGGAACGGAAACUGCCAAGUGCCCUUAUUCGUGGAAAAAGUGAAGAGAUCGUCCCAAUUUUCUCUCUCUCUGUAAUAUGCCUGGAAAAACAGCAACUGAAUUGUGAUGACAUGUCUUUAGCCAAUAAGAAGAGAAGCUGGGAAGACCAUGUGACUAAUUGGCCUGUCUUUUCAUUUGAUUCUGUUGAUUCUGGUGCAGUCUGUUGUCAUGGGCUCAUGGCUGAUAAUCUAAACCCAAGUAUGGAAAGCAAUGAAGUAUCCAAAUUGGACAAGCAGGAGCGAUUUUCCAGUAUUUCCCUACCAGAAUGUUGCCACAACCCCGAAUCCUUUGACUUUCAAGAGAAGAAGCUGUGCGACCAUAGAAAAGAAGUGGAUGAGAAUGAUAACCACGAAAGCGAGGAACGCUGUCUGCCACUGGAAGCAAGUACGGAGACCUUGGUCCAUGUGUCUGAUGAAAAUGCAGAUCUCAGCUCAGAGGACGAUCAAAAUGCAAGCGAGGAGCUGGAUUCAGGGCAAGAACAGACACUUGUUGAGAUCACCCCAGUACUGAAGAUCAAACCAGUGGCCAGGAGUAUGCCAGACAACUUUGAAAUAGUCGUUGAACUUGAUUAUGAUUUAGUUCCAGAAGAGGAUAAGGAGGAGGAUAUUAAAGUGAGUGUGCCUACAGAGUCUUCCGAGGUGAUAGAUAUGAAGGAUUUACCAAAGAGAGGAGUGGAUAAGAAUUUGGAUGUAGAAGACAUCAAUGCUUCGACAGAGGUGCUUCCCCAAACCGCGGUUGUUGCACAGCAGCAAAGAAAACAUGAGGCAUCAGAAGAUAAAGAUGAGAGUGAAUUCACUAAAGAUGUGUUGGAAUCAUCUGUUGAUUCAUGUCUUGCUGCUGACAGUGAUGUAAGGGUAGUGUCAGUGGUUACCCCUGUGGAACGGAUAAUUGAGGCUCAGACAUGUCCAAGGGAGAGUUGUAAUGAAGCCAUUCAGGGGGAAGUCACUCAACAUGUGGGAGAGUCUCAGGAUGAUCCUCCUUGUCAAAAUGAUCCUGCAAAUGUAUCAAAGCAAGAUCCCCCAGUUUUAAAUUUACAGGAAAAUACAACCAAUUGCGAUCCUGCGGAUUGUACCAUAAAACUUCGGAAGAGAAAGGAAAUAAGGGAUGAGCGAGAUCGGGCACGGCUGGAUUCCAUGGUGCUGCUGAUCAUGAAACUGGACCAACUUGAUCAGGACAUUGAGAACGCUCUGAGCUCCAACUCAUCUCCAUCCAACACACCCACUGUGAAAAGAAGGCAGAUUCCUGAACGAGAGUCAGAUUCAGAGAGUGGAGCAGAUGCGAUCGCAAUCAGUCAAAACCAGAAGGUUCAUCUUGUCCACUCAUCAUUUGGAUCUGGGUCCCCAAAGGCAAGUUCUGGGGCUAAACCAAAGACUGGGGAUGAACAAAGUGUCACAGAAGUGGAUUGUGUUCCCAAAGGUCAGCAUCACAUCAGUUUUAGUUUUCAGAAAGAGUUACCAGUGUCCCAACUCGGAUUUCUUAUUGAGGAAUCCUACUAA
Messenger RNA from Callorhinchus milii (elephant shark), 1704 nucleotides. Its product is annotated as rho GTPase-activating protein 7-like. The record is from RefSeq and is a predicted model, not a curated record. Bases 280 to 1704 code for a protein of 474 amino acids. Lineage: Eukaryota; Metazoa; Chordata; Chondrichthyes; Chimaeriformes; Callorhinchidae. The transcript is spliced from 6 exons.